UUCUGGAGAGAGGCGACACCGUCGUCGCUUCACCGUCCGGUCGACAUCAUGGUUCCACCGAGCCUCCGCAAUAACCUCCGUGACAUCCUGACGUUCCUUUCUCUCGACAUCGAAAUCAACAUCUCUGACGUUGGAGCUCUAGUCACUGGCCAGAUGUCAGAGAUUCAAACGAGACGCGCGAACGAGCCAGUCGGAACAGCAGCCCUGUCAGAUUUCGACUACACACGGUACCACACUUACGAUGAGAUCCAGCAGUGGGUUUCAGAUAUUGUGACAGAGUACAGUGAUAUUACAUCUCACUUUUUACUUACAACGUCAUACGAAGGAAGGCCAAUCAAUGGAUUCCGAAUCAGAGGAAGAAACAGUGUUGCCAGCGAUCCUCCUCCCCCUGCGGUAUGGUUUGAGGGCGGUAUACACGCCAGAGAAUGGAUUAGCCCCGCUACCGUUAUGUGGUUUACAGCACAGCUUCUACAAGAUUAUGAAGACGGUGAUGAAUUGGCUAUGAGUAUGUUUGAUAACAUGGACUGGUACAUUGUCCCAUCUCUCAAUCCAGAUGGCUACACCUACACUUGGACUAACGACCGACUUUGGCGAAAAACCCGAUCGGAUAAUCUAGACAGCACAGGCAGUGGUUGCAGGGGAGCCGAUCCGAACCGCAACUUCCCUUUCGGAUGGUCCGGAGGGGGAGAGGUUUCAAGACAUGAAUGUGAAAUCUUGGAGGGGGAACCUGGUCAUGUGACCUGCCGGGAGGAAGAAAUCCAUCCGGAAUUCCAAGCCAGGAGACUCAGAAAGAUGCGUUCCCCUCUCCAAUAUUUAAUGACCCAAUAA
Lytechinus pictus (painted urchin) is the source of this 828-nucleotide messenger RNA. Its product is annotated as carboxypeptidase O-like. Gene Ontology annotation, biological process: proteolysis. Bases 49 to 828 code for a protein of 259 amino acids. The transcript is spliced from 6 exons. Lineage: Eukaryota; Metazoa; Echinodermata; Echinoidea; Temnopleuroida; Toxopneustidae. The record is from RefSeq and is a predicted model, not a curated record. Gene Ontology annotation, molecular function: metallocarboxypeptidase activity; zinc ion binding.